GUGUCAGUGGUCCUGCCCCAUGGAAGUGCACCGUCAGUCAUCGAGGAGCGACUGCGUCUGUGUGUGUAGGACCGACGGCAAGCUGGACGACCACAACCAAAAAUAAACAAAGGUGUCCCUGAAGGUCGCAGCAGUCACAGUGACAUGGGCAGGAAAGGUAAUCACACACCCUGCAGAGCUAACACAGGAGCCCCUCGUGAACUGCUGAGCAGAAAAUGACUCAGGGAAAUGGAAUCGGUGAGACGAGGGAUGGCUGCCUCCACUCUCAGGCCUCCGGAGACCUCGAGCAGUCAAACGGCAUCGAGAAAGUUCAAGAGGUCAACCAGUGUGAAUCUGAGGAGGGAGGGCAAAGAGGCGAAAGCGGCGGCUCUGUGGCUGUGCCAGGAACAGUCAUAGCUCCAGAUGGCGGCUGGGGGUGGGUGGUGCUGGCUGCCACCAUCAUAGUCCUGUCUCUGACUCUGGCCUUCCCCUCCUGCGUGGGAAUCUUCUACACCGACCUGCAGAAUGAGUUCCACGCCUCCAACAGCGAGACCUCCUGGGUGCCUUCCAUCAUGACGUCAGUGCUUCACGCAGGAGGUCCCUUUUGUAGUGUGCUGGUGGAGAGACUUGGUUGCCGGGUGACAGUCAUGUUGGGCGGCGUCCUGAGUGGGCUGGGAAUGGCUGCCAGCUCGUUCACCCAGUCCAUCGAACAGCUCUACAUCACAGCCGGGGUUAUUACAGGACUCGGUUUCUGCUUCAGCUUCCAGCCAGCGGUGACGAUCCUCGGUCACUACUUUGUGCGUCGCCGUGCGUUCGCCAACGCGAUGUCCUCCACCGGCACGGCGCUGGGACUUUGCACACUUCCUUUCCUGGGUAACUACCUCCACUACGAGCUGGGCUGGAGGGGCAGCUUCCUUGUUCUGGGGGCUGUGCUGCUGAACUGCUGCGUGUGCGGAGCCGUGAUGAGGCCCCUGCAGCCCCCCAAGCAUCGAGGCCAGCCGCUGAUGAACCACGGACCCCCUCUGCCUGAAGUGGAGAAAGUGACAAAGGAAAAAGGGAGGAUGAGGAGGAUAUGGAACUUCUUUGUGGCUUCUCUGAGAAAACACAUGGCCUUUGAUCAGCUAUGCCACAACUCACGUUACUGCGUGUACGCCAUCGGCAUCACCUGGAUGAUGCUUGGGUUCGUGGUGCCUUUGAUUUACAUGGUUCCCUACGCCACAGCUAACAACAUGGAACAAGGCCGCGCUGCACUGCUGCUUUCCAUCCUGGGUAUGGUCAACAUCGUGGUUCGGCCGCCCUUUGGCAUCAUCUUCAGCAUGCCCUGGUUCAAGGGACGACACAUUUACGUGUUUUCCUUGGCGUUGCUGGUCAACGGGCUCAGUAACACUAUCUGCUGCAUCGGGCCCAGCUUUCCCGUGCUGCUCGCCUACGUGGUUUUCUACGGGCUGUCCAUGAGUGUGGUGGGCUCCCUGAUGUUCACCGUCCUCAUGGAGAUCGUGGAGAUGAACCGCUUCCCCUCAGCCCUGGGCCUGCUCGCUAUCAUGGAGAGCAUCACGCUGCUCAUCGGGCCUCCACUAGCAGGAGUCCUGAUUGACAGCACAGGCGAGUACUACCACGUCUUCUUUGCCUGCAGUACCGUGGUUACCUCUUCCGGCUUGUUCCUCAUCGUGUCAUUUUGGUGGCUGGACAAAAGGGACAGGAAGUUGUUGAUGCAAAGUCAAUCAUCCCCUCUAACUGAACCAGCAAGACCUGUUGUGGACCUAGCUCCUGGCUGUCAGUACCGCAGCGUGCCCACAGAGGGAGACAAAGACAAGGCCUCGUCUGAAGGAGACACCUCCAGUGUCUGAACCCUGCCCCCCCCCCCCCAACACACAUCACAAACUCAAUCAGCUUUGCAGAUUGUUUCCGGAUGUUUGCACCAGCCAGCUUGGUGCGGCAGAUGUUGCAAUGUUUACUUUCCGGCCAUCUGGUGCGCCAUAAAAGUCAAGACGACCGUGAUGAAUAAUUAACGUUAAACACUUAAACCUGUAUACCAAAAUGAACAGAUGUGCACUUAACAACUACAGUGAUUGUACUAUUUAUCGGAAAAUGCUGCUGAUCUUACCAAUGUGAUCACACAAUCUAUCUUACAUUAGGUAUCUCACUUUAUCAAGCCAAGUUGCAUACAGGAUCCUUUGUUGAAGAAAUCACUAAAUUUUUGCUGGAAUGUUUAAUGAUGAUAGUAUAUGAUCAUCAUACAGACAUAUAAUAGGUCUGACUAGCUGCAGUUAAAUGAUACAGUACAACAAACAAAAAUAGAUAUAAAUAGAAAAAAGUCAAAUGUGGUGUGAUUAUUCUAUAUUUGUCCUAGCUACCUUGCCACAGACAAGCAGUGUGUAGAAAUAAUUUAUAGUUAUUUCAUUAAAUGCAAAUAUAUUUAAGGAUUUGAACCUUGAAUGUGCAAUAAGAACUCAUACAAUCCAGAUUGUAAUACUUUUCCACUCAGUGCCUCAACAUUAUGACCACCUAAAGGCCCUCAUCACCUAUCAGGAUAAAUAUUUACUGUAUGUUGAACAAACUUUUGUCCCAGAAAAAAAAUGCAAUUCACUAUUGUUUAUUUAAUUUCAAGACCAUUUAUUUGGAUGAUAAUAUAACAGAACAAUAAGGCAAGCUCACCAUUUAAAAGAGCUAUUAAUGCUUAAUUCUUAAGAAUAUUCAGAAAUUGGAAUUAAGAUCUAAAAACAUAUUAUCCUGAAUACAUAGCACAUUAUUAAAAUAAAAAUGGCUCUCGGGUACUGUUAAUAAAAAUAUGCAGCAUCAGCUUAGUGCCCAAAUCUUGUUACAAUAGGAAAAAAAACCUGCUCUUUAUCAUAUUCGUCAUAUUCACCAUUUAUUCAAAAAAUGCAUAUAAAAACAACAGCCAAUAUCGAGGUCAUGUACAUAAUUUGUACAAAAAGCAAUUAUGUAAAAAGUAUCAAGGUCUUUGCCACAUUAUGUAUAAUUAGUUGAUAACCUAAUAUGUGACGGCCUGGGCUUAAGUGCAAUCCAAAACCAGACUGGCACAGUACCAGUCGAACACUUAAAGAUAAAGCAGCACAUAACUUUGGUGCAAACAGGUCACAAGUAUAAAAAUGUGUCAUUUGUAAUGGCCACAGAACUUGACUACCAACCAAAUAUUGGAAGUAAUCAUGCAUUUUUUGGGGAAUAUUUUUAGCAGCGGUUCAUUCCACAUUACUUCCUUUAGUUAGAAUUCUGGCAGCAGUUCAGUGUAUGUGUGAUUGAGUCGAAAUAAUUCUAUUUUUGACAAGAAAAAUAUAGAAACAUCACCAAAUAUAUCCUUUUAUUAGCAAUAGCUUGACACGUGUUACAGUAGGCCACAUCAGUCACGAAGAGGAAAUAGCAAAUGACAGUGUAAUAUCUUAAAUAUAUUUUCUUGAGUGUUUUGACAUCUUAAGUCGGAGUGUGUUUCUCCUAUGUAUUGUAGAGGCAUUACACACAGCAAGCAUUACACUCAUAUUUAUGGGCUGCUUUAGAUCAUUACAUCUCUUUGUUGUAUACUGUCACAUGUAGAAAAAUUAAAAUUUGUACUGCAUAAGCAGAUAUAAAUCAUGUUUGUUUAGUGUUUCACAUGCUUUUUCAAUCUUUAAUGGAACAGUGCCUUUUUAUAGAACUGCUGCAUUUAAAACCAUAUGAAAGUGUUGAACCCUCGCUGGAGGAUAGAAGCAACUUAUUUAAUGUUGUUAGCUUGUUUUUCUUGAGAGGAAUGUUUUACAGUGGAACUGAGGAGUUUUAUCACACUGUAACUGACUUUACCUUAAAUCCUAAUCAGAGAUUGAAUGUGACAAAUGUUUUGAUAAAUGAGCCAGUGAGACUGUUUUUUGUCAGAUGUGAACAUUUCUGGUGUGCUGAAUUGCAGUAAACUAAAAGACAUUUCUCUACAAUGAGAGGUUUUAUCUUAAUUUUUCAAGGUUUGUAUUGCUUUGGGCCAAAUUAAGCCUUUUAUUAUUAAUUCUUUAUUUAUACAUUAUGAUCGGGGGUGGGGGAGAAUAAAUGUUUGAAUAUUAAA
This is a messenger RNA of Eleginops maclovinus (Patagonian blennie), 4024 nucleotides long. It is a transcript of the gene slc16a5a, whose product is annotated as solute carrier family 16 member 5a. Gene Ontology annotation, biological process: transmembrane transport; monocarboxylic acid transport. The transcript is spliced from 5 exons. Gene Ontology annotation, cellular component: plasma membrane. The record is from RefSeq and is a predicted model, not a curated record. NCBI's taxonomy places the organism in Eukaryota, Metazoa, Chordata, Actinopteri, Perciformes, Eleginopidae. Gene Ontology annotation, molecular function: monocarboxylic acid transmembrane transporter activity. Bases 216 to 1826 code for a protein of 536 amino acids.